Molecule: messenger RNA, 2108 nt
Organism: Nematostella vectensis (starlet sea anemone)
Lineage: Eukaryota; Metazoa; Cnidaria; Anthozoa; Actiniaria; Edwardsiidae
Exons: 9
Coding region: 210-1703 (497 amino acids)
Biological process (GO): potassium ion transmembrane transport
Cellular component (GO): voltage-gated potassium channel complex; membrane
Molecular function (GO): delayed rectifier potassium channel activity; ligand-gated monoatomic ion channel activity
Source: RefSeq, a predicted model, not a curated record
AAUUUUAAUUUUUUCAGGUUUUCUCAUUAGGCUAGGUUGGCUGCCAAAUACAGACUUUGUAUCUGAGGUCUAUUUCCCAACAUCCCGGAAACUGUUUCUCGACCCAGAGAUAUUAUAUUAGGAGCUGUGAGUGACUUGAUGAGACGCAUUCCAGCCAAAUAAGACAUUUAAGGUAACUGACAAGAACUCAUGAACAGCCUACAGGCGGCAUGAGGACUAUCGCCAUCUUUUCGAGUUUUUUCUUGGUGUUUCAUUGUAGUACUGGCUUCAGGCAAAACUGUACAUCAGAGCCUAUCAAGAUUUUGGCCAAAAGUCUUCCACCUUAUGUUUACAUUGACAGCCAGCCAGCUACUCCUCAAACCAACACAUCCGCUCUCAAGGGAAUCAUGUAUGACUACUUGGAACGCCUGCUUAAGCAAUGCACCCAUACGUGCAAAAACCCACCAAAAAUCCAUUGGACAAUUCUCGGCGGAAACAAAACCGAGGAGCUUGUCAAUGGGUCGACAAAAAAUUCGUCUGAGUAUGCAUUUGUGCUGCCAAUAGACUUUAACACCGAGAGUGAGAUGCAGAAGGCCGGGAAAGGUGUAAAACCCGUCAUGCAUACGAUAAUGAAUGCGGGUGCUUAUUACGUGAUUGCCUUAAAGACGCAUGUCAACGAGAGGGCGAGGAAAGACAUGAUAAGGCAGCUAGGAGAGUGCUGGCCCAUCUUCCUCGUGAUUCUCCUACUAGCUGGAAUAUCAGGCGUGCUUAUCUGGAUUAUGGAAAUGUUCCAUAACAAGGACGAAUUCCCGCCAUCUUUUGUCCGAGGCUCAUACGAAGGGUUUUGGUGGGCUUUCAUCUCCAUGACAACUGUCGGAUACGGCGACAAGACUCCCCGUUCAGUGGCCGGUCGAGUGUUUGGCGUGGUCUGGAUUUUGGUCGGCCUCAUAGUGAUCUCCACGUUCACGGCCACCAUCACCAACGCUUUUUCCCUUUCUUCGAACGAGUCUUUCUCCCUCGUUGACCAUAAGAGUGGACUAGGCAUAGCAAAUUUCACUAAAUCCCAGAACUACCCGUCUACACGAUUGGCAGUGGUUCCGGGUGAUGGUGGGCAAAUACAGGCUUUGGCUGAAGGGGCAAUUCCUAAAGAGUAUCAAGAUAUGAAGACCGCAUACGAUGCUCUUACACGGGAAGAUGUCUAUGGUCUUCUGGUGGACAGAUUGCAAGGCGCGUACUUCAUGGAAAUGCAAAAAGACCCAGAACUACGCGUGAUUAAGACCAUUUAUACAAAUAUCAAGCUCAAGCUCGCACAAAAUCCGCACAUACACAUUUUCCACGAUGACGAAUGCUUCUCUGACGCUCUCGAAAAACCAAACAUCGAUACCAUGUUAAGGAUAUAUACCAAACCCGGCAGAAGAUACUUUGCAGCGAAGGACGGCGUGGUGUUUCUCUCGAUCGAGUCGAGUAUCUCACGAGGGGCUUUACAAGUUUUUGGUGGAGUUCUGGGAGGAUUUAUCAUCAUCGGACUUGCCGUUCAGCUUCUCUAUAACGUGAAAUAUAGGAAGACAGCUGGCGUCACUGAUGAUGAAAAGCAACAGCCGGAGGUAGAACUGAAAACACUAAGUUAUAAUACAAUCGACCAGAAAUUAAUAGAUCUCUCUUUGGAGAUCGGCAGACUAAGGGAAAUGUUAGCUAUAGCAAAGAACAACAAAUCGAUUCACUAGGGCAAAAGUACAAGCAAAAUGUUAGAAUAAGAGGGUAGAAGUGGGGUCAGGGCGAAUAGAACUGUUACGGUUUUGGUUAUCGAAAGUUUUGCCCCCGAUAUUGUCUUCUCUCGAGCAUCCGGAAGUACGCGGGAAGACGAAAGAAAGAGGGGAAAAAGACUUCGCAGCCAAACAGUGGACCUCUUUUUAAGCCAUCGCCCUCGCUUAUGUCAAGUUGUCCCUGAUUGACUCAUAGGUUCACAUGAAAAGCAAUGUAACUGAUGUUGCUACUACAUGUCUAAGCUCAUUCUGGCUCGAAACUUUUAUUUACUGCAAAUCGAAUAUGUUGCUUCUAUCAACUGUCAUCGUGUUCCUCGGUUCCUCAAACAAAAAAAAACCACAGUAAAAAAUACUUCGGGCCUUGGC